Etheostoma cragini (Arkansas darter) is the source of this 3282-nucleotide messenger RNA. RefSeq names its product regulator of G protein signaling 5a (gene rgs5a). NCBI's taxonomy places the organism in Eukaryota, Metazoa, Chordata, Actinopteri, Perciformes, Percidae. Bases 113 to 664 code for a protein of 183 amino acids. The record is from RefSeq and is a predicted model, not a curated record. The transcript is spliced from 5 exons.
UCUCCAUGUGCUGAAAACCAGAGUCAGAACGGAAAAGGGACUCUAAGACUUACAUUGAGGUAACAGGAAGACUGAAUUCACUCUCAAAUACUGCGACUGAAGCCAUUGGAAAAUGUGUAAAGGAUUAGCUGCCUUACCCCAAACCUGCCGAGAAAGGGCGAAGGAGAUCAAGACUAAAUUGGGCGUUUUACUGCAGAAGCCGGAAAAUGGCAUCGAUCUCAUUAUCCCCUACCCCGAGAAGACUGAGAAGAAGCCGGAGAAGCAGCAGAAGCCUACUCCGGAGGAGGCUGCUCAGUGGCGUGAGAGUCUGGAACGAGUCCUGAACAACAGCUAUGGUCUGGCAGCUUUCCGUAGCUUCCUGCAGUCUGAGUUCAGUGAUGAGAAUAUUGAGUUCUGGGUGACCUGCGAGGACUUCAAGAAGACCAAGAACCCUGUUAAGAUGGCCGCCAAGGCCAAGAAGAUCUAUGAAGAAUUCAUCCAGUCUGAGGGGCCCAGAGAGGUGAACAUUGAUCACUUCACCAAGGAUGUGACCCUGAGGAACCUGGUUGAUCUCUCCCCCAAUACCUUCGACCUGGCCCAGAAGAGGAUCUUCGCCCUGAUGGAGAAAGACUCCUUCGGUCGUUUCCUUCGGUCUGAGCAGUAUCAGGAGCUCCUGGUCAACUAAGCCAGAGCACAGUCUGAGGAGCUGUGGUCGGGGAGGUUUCAAAGAGCAGUUAGUACACAUUAAAAUAAUACGGAAUACAUUUUUGAAGUUAAAUCUUUCAAAUAAACUACCUUUGUCUCAGACAACUUGAGAAACAAAGACAAAUAUUAUAUAAUAUAAAAUGAUGUGAUAUAUUUCCUUACUUGAAUAUAACUAAAAUGAAAGACUGCCUUUUGAAAUCACCCUAUACCUCCCCAACCAACACACACACAUACACAGGUUCUUGAACUUCUAUAAAAGCAGGACAUUACACUGACAACAGGUAUUCCCUAUCCUCUUUCAGACGUGAGGGUCUCCCACAACAGGUCCCAGAAUUACCUCACAUGUCAAACAUUGGCCUCAAAAACCUGAUUGGUUUUCACAUAAAUGAAGAAAUAGAGGAACACACACACACACACAUAAAUAACUCAAUCUCUCCAGUUAAAUUAGUUCUUGAACUUUUGGAUGCAUACUUAAAAGGGUACUGGUGAAAUUAUCCUUUGAAAACAUUGUCUGACUUACACAUAAAAGGUGUUGUUGCAGCUUUGCCAGACCUGUCUAGACAUAUUUAUAUAGUUUUGUGUAAAGAUUGACCACAAUGACUGCCAUGCAUUCUGUAGCAUACUCCAAGGAUGACUUUCUAACAAAGAGCCUUAAUGCAAGGCUGUUUGAUGUCCUAAGUCAAAAAAUCCACUGACAAUUAUAUUAAUAAUUCAUUUUAUUUAACUUUACUCAACUGUGGUCAUAUAACAUUAGGUAAUGUAACACAGAUGUAGAUGGUUGAUUGUGUUGAAGCAAACUUUACUAGGGGUCAAACUGGGAACUCUAUCAGAAUUAACCAAGCUCAAAUUUAACACAAAUGAAAGUUUUUUUUGCAGUUUUGCCAACAUAAAACUUUACCCCAAAAAGAACAUACAUAAAUGUUAAAAUCUGUCUAUUAAUGGUAAAAAUAGGUACCCAGUUGGACCCACCUUUUUUGACAGACCUAAACCUCACAUUCAGUUAGACGUCAGUGACUUUUAAGUAGCCUACUUUGUGGUUUUCCCAAGGAAUUAUUAAUAAUAACAAUAAUAAUAAUAAGCCAUGAUGAGUGCCUGGACAAUAUGACCCAUAACGUUUUCUGUUUGUGAAAGAAAUCCAUUGGGAAACUCUGAAUAGAACAGUUAGACAGUUGACUGAUUCACAAAAAAAUUUCCAGCAAUGACCAAAUCAUUUAAUUUAAAGAACUUGUAACUAGUAUCAAUGCACAAGAAUUGAUUAUCACAUGUGUCUUUUUGUAUUUUCUCUCAUACAGACAGUAUAAUUUUCCCUUUUGGCUGUUAUACAUUCUGUGAGAGCCGUCCUUGAGAACAGUGCUGGCUAGUUGGCUCAGUGGUCAAGCUCCUUGGCUACCACUUAACUGCAUGUUGCUAGGAUGGGAAAAUCAAGUUGGAGGGAAUCUGAAAAAAGAAAUGAACAGAGCAGAGGUUUUAACAGAGAAAGGUUUUUUCCUUGAGGUAAUAAUACCAAUGUUGUGUGCACUGUAUGCGUGACGAGUCACUAAAAAGGUCCAGACCUGGUCUUUAUUACACCAGUGAAAAACAUGGGAGACAAAACUUGCAGGUUUGCAGCACUAAAUAAUGCCAAUACUGGUUAUUGAGAAUUAUUUUGUUGUGUUUUUUCCAAUCACAAGCCAUGGAGCACAAAUCAAAAUGUAAAGUCACAAAGGAAUUAUAGGGAAAUAGUGGCACUGCAAUCAGACAAGUAAAUACAAAAUAGUCACAGUUUAUAAAUCAGACAUUGUGUGUGCUUUUUACUUUUCUUAUUUUCCACUUUAACCACAAGUUAUUAUUCACUACAUGCUGUAAAACACUUACACACUUACACUAAGCAGAGACAUAGACAGAUGUGUAUGGUGGAUUUGGUGGUGUGCAAUGUUUAAGUGUCCUAAAUGUAUACAUUUAGUUGAAUGUAGCAGUUAUAAAGUGUGAUUAUAUUUACUCUUUUAUGCUUCUUUGUAUUUAACAAAAGCAUAUUGUCUUAACUAGCACAGGAAUAUUGUUAUCUAGAUAUUCAGCAUUUUAUAAGUCCUUAUUGUUCCCUAAAAUGCAAGUAUUGUGCACUAAUCAAAAACUAAAAGCAAAAUUGAUCAGGAGUUACAUACAUACUAACUUAUUCAUCGAUUGGGUCAAUGUAUCUUACAUUACUCAUUGGAACAACCAACAAAUCAAAAAAAAAAAGAAGAAAAAAAAAGAGAUUUAUUUCAAUUCUAAACAGCAUCAAUACAAGUUUAUUGUGGCACGGAUUAGCCAGUCUGGUGUCACAACCUUAAGUCUCAUACAAAUCAACAAUCAUGGCAAAGAUAACUCAAUAAGGGCUUUAACAGUGCUGAGUAUGAAUUAUUUGAUGUAGCCUUGCAUGUACGUUCUGUAGUCAACCACAUAAAAAUAUAUGCAUACAAUUCCUGAAGAUGUAUUUAUUUUUGUGUGAAUAUCGACUAUUUACAACAUAUUGUGUCUAAGUUAUUCUUAAAAACAACAAUGGAAUUCAUGAUUCUUUGACUAAGGAGAUGGCAAGGACUUUUCCAAGAAUCGUUUUACUGUUAUAAAAAAGGAAACUCC